AAAAGUAAUCUAUCACUUUGCCCGAGGUAAAGAGGUGAAGAGAAGCCAAUGAGAGAAGGGAGGGUGGGAGAAGGCACAAGUAUGGCAUGGGUCGCGGCUGUAAUAUACUUGUACGUCACCUUGUUUUUAGGGAAAGGGGCCUCCGAAAAUGAUAUUAAAGCACCAGGAGCUACAGGCAGAGGACAUGUCAUCAUGGGAGGGAUGUUCUCCAUUCAUCAAAGUGUGGAAAACACUGACCAUUCCUUUGCUCCCCAGCCUCAAACUUGUUCUAGGUUAUCAGUUGGAGCCUUGGCACUAUCUCUGAGUAUGAUCAACGCAAUUGAGGUUAUGAAUAGAUCUCCCUUACUGACGGAUCUUAACAUCACUCUGGGCUACCGGAUUCAAGACUCAUGCACUGAUGUCAGCACAGGUCUGAGAGCCACAGCUGACUUCAUAGAGCAGGCAAAGUGUGUAACGAGACACAACUCCUCCAAGUGCGAUCAGCCAGUUGUCACCAUCUUGGGAGCUUCUUUUUCUGAACUGUCUAUUGUUGUUGCCCGGCAACUAGCCCUCGACAUGAUUCCCCAAAUCAGUUAUUCAUCAACAGCUGUGAUUCUGAGUGACAAGCACCGCUUCCCCAGCUUCUUGAGGACAGUUCCUAAUGAUGAGCACCAGACAGCUGCUAUGGUCAGACUAAUCAAUCUCCAUGGCUGGAACUGGGUGGGAAUGGUAAUCUCGGAUGGUGAUUAUGGCCGCUCAGCACUUGAGCACUUUGCAAUGCAAGCAUCUGAAAAUGGAAUCUGUAUAGCAUUCAGAGCCAUCCUUCCAUACACUGGUACAGAUGAGGAUUUAGACCUUGCCGUCAGGCAGGCUGCCCAAACCAUCUUUCAAAAUCCCAAGGCACAGGUGAUCGUGUCCUUUACAAAGUCAACUCACAUGGCAGACCUUUACCAGGAACUGAGGAAUGAGAUGAUGAGAAGAGGACAAAGCGUAGAGUCAAUGAGAAGAGUGUGGUUGGCCAGUGACAGUUGGUCCACCUCAGCCUCUGUGCAAGAAGACUUAACCCUCGAGGACAUAGGACAGGUUGUGGGUUUCAACUUCAGAACUGGAAACAUGGCAUCUUUCAACGAGUACCUGGACAGACUGGAGGCAACUGGAUAUAACCACACACAGAAUAACACCUUCCUGGAAGAAUUGUUCAUGCUGGUGAAUGAAAGUAACGUUUCUGGAAACACUGACCUGCUGCCAUCUGAAGUUGUGCAGGCCAUCAAAGGAAAAAUUAACCCGGCCACAAUCCAUAGCGUCGAAUUGGCUGUGGCUGCCACUGCUCAAGCUAUAGCCUCCGUCUGCAUGAACAGAGAUUGCAAAACCCCGGGCAACCUGCAGCCCUGGGAGGUAUUGGAGUCUCUUCGGCUCCAUGAAUUUGAAGGUCAAGGGAAAACUUACACAUUUGACAGCCAAGGAGACAUCAACCAAGGAUAUGAUGUCACUAUAUGGAGGUCACUUGAAGGGAAAAUUAACGUUCAUGACAUUGUGGCUGAGUACGAUUCUCAAACAAAUAGCUUCACCUUAACAAACAGCAACUCCAGCGGUCGUUUUCAAGACUUGCAGCAUGUAAUCUCCAAGUGUUCCAAUAGCUGCAUUCCCGGGGAGUUCAAGAAAACAUCCGAGGGUCAACACACUUGUUGUUAUGAGUGCAUCAACUGUACGGAGAAUUACUACUCCAACGACACAGAUACGGACGAAUGUUUGAGCUGUGAUAAAAACACCGAGUGGUCUCCUCGGGGAAGCGCCAUUUGCUUUCCCAAAACUCUCAUCUUCUUCAAGUGGCAGGACCGCUUUGCCGUGUGCCUCCUGGCAUUCUCUGUUCUGGGCAUCCUGCUGGUUCUGAUGGUGUCAGCACUGUUUAUACAUAAGCGAGACACCCCUGUGGUGAGAGCCGCCGGAGGACCCCUGAGCCAAGUCAUCCUGUACUCUUUGGUUGUCAGUUACAUCAGUGCCGUGCUUUUUGUCGGUAAGCCCAGCAGCCUUCAGUGUAAAGCAAGACAAGUGCUCUUUGGCAUCAGUUUUACUGUGUGUGUGUCCUGCAUCCUGGUCAAAUCCCUUAAGAUCCUUCUUGCAUUCCAGUUGAAUAUAGACAUGCAGGGUGCACUCCAGAAAGUCUACCACUCCUACUUGAUUGUCCUUGCAUGUGUAGCAUUACAGGUUACCAUUUGCAUCUGCUGGCUUGUCCUCAAAAGCCCUUAUAAAGAGAUUAUUUCGCAGCCCCAAACUCUGCUGGAAGACUGUCAUGAAGGAUCAUAUUUGGCAUUUGGUGUGAUGUUAGCGUAUAUAGCACUUUUGGCUUUUGUUUGCUUCAUCUGUGCCUUCGUGGGGCGUAAAUUACCACAGCGGUACAACGAUGCUAAAUUCAUUACCUUCAGCAUGUUGCUUUACCUUAUCUCCUGGCUAAUCUUUGUCCCCAUCUACAUCACAACAUAUGGAAUGUAUCUUCCAGCUGUGGAAAUGGUGGUCAUUCUCAUCUCCAACUACGGCAUCUUAGGCUGUCAUUUCCUCCCUAAGUGCUAUAUAAUACUUUUUCGAAAAGCCCAAAACACCACCAGUGCUUUCAGGAAAAAACUGUAUGAGUAUAAUGUAAAAAUUACAGAUUCGUUUUCUGUCUCUGGAAGUUCAGUGUCAGAGAAACAGCUUGGCAUUCAGCAGAGUGUCAGACAUUCUUCGUCCUCCUCACCCAUAGAGGACUAUGUGAAACCUGCUGUGGAGAAAAACUACAGUAACAGAGACAGUUUUGAAGUUUCAUACAGAGGCAAAAAUAAAUUCAUCAAUCGAUAUAAUUCCUACAGAAGAAGCAUCAGCUUCUAGGCUGUCCCUGACGAAGGACUAUCCAUCCAUUAGCUAUCUCAUGAGGGUGUUAGAUGAUAACAUGAAAAAGCAAACAUUUGAAAAUGGGUCUGAAAGUUUUUGAAAAUUAUUGUUCAUGCUACGGUAAAAUGUUCAAAAUGGUUGUCAGUAAAAACUAAGCCAUGCAUGCGUGAUAGUCCCAGUGCACACAAAGACAAUUGGGCUGUUUUUGUCCUGAUUUUGCCUCUUCCUUACCAAAGACAUCAAACGACGGACUAUUGUAUGCCUUAUAAGAUUACGCUAUAAGAUUAUCUUUAGGUCUGAAGUGUGUUAAGAGUGGAUUUGUCCCGAUAAUAGGGUCCCAAACGGAUCGGGGCCGACGAGCUCAAAUAUUGAACGCGUUUGAUAUUUCCGAACAAAAAUCUUUGUGUUGGGGAAUGCCGUCAUCUUCCGAGUCAUGACGCUAUGACAUGUUAGUUUAAUUGAAGACGAAUGUUAGUUUAAUUGAAGACAAAUUGUCCGUAUGUGCAAAUGUGAGUGUGAACAGUUGUCUACAUGUGCCCUGUGAUUGACUGGUGAUAUAGAAAAUGGAUGGAUGAAUAGCCGAUGCCCAGUGAGUUUGAAAACACAAGAAGAUGAGUCAUGAAGGAUCAGUCUCGUGUUUCUCACAAUGAAUUUGGAUUAAGAAACUGCAGUCCUGAAUGCCUUCAGCAAGGUUGUUGACAUUGAUUGGCAUUUAGGAAUGUGGACAAGCUAACUAAGUACUGUACUCUUCAUCGGGACACAAAUGUCACUGGAUCCUGUUCGCACGAAAUGCAUAAUUGUCGCAUUAACGCACUGGCACAACUUUAAAAAAAGACAGGUAAUGGAAAGUGGCAAAUAUUUUGACACCCAAAUAUUUUAGCUUUGUACAACAACAAUGGAAACCAGUGGAAAAGUUAUUGGCAUUCUAACAAUAUUGUUUCUAGUGAUGUCACAAAAGGCAGCUCAUCUGUAUUGAACUUAGUGUAACCAGUUUGCUUCCACUGCUCUAUUUUAACCUCAGGCUUUUUAAUUAAUUAAAAGUCUUAGGUAAUGGAACAGUAUACAUUUACAGUGUCACUCCCUUUGCAUGCAAGCCAAAGAGGCUAUGUAUUCAUUGUGUACCACACCAAUACCACCAGCGACUUGACUAUUUAUAGGAAACAUUAUGUCGAGGUGGGGCAUGGGUCUAUAUGGAACACACUACAUUUUGUUGUGGAACUCGAUAAAGGUGCAGAUCCAUUUAUUUUUUAGUUCUUUUUUUUUCUCAAUUGCAAGGGCAUUAUUUACAGUUCCUUAAUUUCUUUCUGAAUUAUUAAUUGCACAGUUAAGGCCCAUGCAGGCGGUGGGUGUCUAUGAAUGUGUGCAAUUUUGAUGCUGAUCCAAAAUGGGGUCGUUAGUCUAUGCUGAGUGACAUUUGAUAGGUAAUUAAUUAUACAUGGGCUCAUUCAAUGCCUCAUUCAAUUAGCAUUAUAAAUAGUAUUGGUUUAAACAAUUCUCCUAACAUAUCCAUGUGUGAGAAGUACAAGAACAGUAUUGGGCAAAAUACUUGUGACAGAUUUUUGUCAAGCAAAGCAAAGCAAACCUCCGUUUAGCCAUGAACAGAAUUAAAUCUAGGUCCACACCUAUCAUAAAACUUGUUCAAAUAAGUAAACUGCAUGCUUGAAAUCCUUGUCUGGGGUGAAAUAUAAAUUAUGAAGUAUUAAAUUAUCUAAUAUUUGCACUCAUUUUUGUAUUUCAAGGCAUCAUCUUAGGUCACGUCUAUAAAAUAAAUAGGAAAGAGAUGCAUGCCAUGUUUGAACGUGAGUUUACUUUCCAGUGCGUGCAAGUGAUUUAAUCUUUUAACCUAUUUGUCCAUCAUGUUGUCUUGAUGGCAUGCAGAUAUAAAGGAAACAUGACAGUGAGAAAUUCCCACACAUACGAGAUCAGAUUUAAAAAUAAUGAAUUAAUUCAUAGGAUGUCUGGUGUCACAGAGUGAACGUAAACAGCCUCAGGUGUGGCAUGUCAACAAGUUUCGUGCAGACACACAAACAAAAAGCCCCAACCACAAAGUUGUCAAUCUGGUUGUGUGACAAAGACUCAGCACAUGAAGGAAGGGUGAAGAGAAACCUUUUUUUUUUUUUUUUUUUUUAAAUGCCUCCAAAAAUUCCAUCUAAUCCCUUUCAGUCCUUGCCCUUUUAGUGGAUAUGUUAACAGAAAAAAUGGGGGAAUUGGGACAAAAGAAAAUAGUAAAUGAUUUAUUGCAACAACAAAAAUCCCCUCAAGGUCACCAUUUUAGUUAUGCAGGCAGCUAAUUGCCCUACAAGCUCAACAGAAAUGUGACGUUUUCUCCUACCAUUAAGUUUUGAAAAUUGCAAGUGAAAUGAGAGAUCAGAAUCGAGAACGGGUUGUCGCGUCAUCGCUUUGUUGAUUUAAUCACAUUUAACAAAGAGCAACCUAGUGGGUUUUUCCCAUGCUUCUUUUUACUUGUGUUCUGUUGGAGUCAAAAUCAUUGAUUAAAUGAUGUAAGUAUUGGAUUUUUGAUGUGUAAUUCUGAAAACAAUGCUUUAGUGCUUAAGAUGACAUUUGGGUAAUGUAUUUCGCAGUGAAGGGUGCAUUGUUAAAGAUAUGCCUUGUCUUUUGUCUUUGAUGGUAUAGUCAGCUUGAGCAGCAGAACCUGCUGCAAACAAAAGUAAGCUAUUACUUUGAAGCUUAAUGCAAAUUGUGCAAUAUACCUUGUGCUACUGUUACAUACUAUAUAUGCUCAUAUGUGUAAUAUGCAAUGUUAUUUUUGUACAGCUUUUUGCAUGUUAUACAGUGAACCCCCGCAUAUUUGUGAUUCGGCAUUCGCAAACUCACCUUUUUGUGGAUUUUGGGGAGAACCUAUCCUCCGUUAUUCAUUAAAAAAACUUGAAAAACCUGUUCACUCUUUUUAUGCUCAGGCCAAAACAAUACAAGUAUUACUCUUGCAUCUUGUUGUUGUCAAUUUUAAUUUAUCGAUGGCAUUUUUGUUUGCAUUUGAGAUGUCCAGUUUUGUGAGCGGUGAAAGUUGAUUUUGCUUCCUUCACGACGCAGCGACUAAAAGUCCCUGUCGUCUACUUGCUGUUCCAGUUUGCCUCUAUUCUUUAACAUUUAUUUUUGAAUGUAAAUAACAUAAGGUGAGUGUAAUUGCUUACACCGUAUUUGUGCUAGUAUGCCUAUUUGUUUGCCCAUGCCAGUUUGUGCUAGCGUGUUACUUAGGCUUGUAUGCUAGCUAAUACUACUGAUGAGCCUCAUUUGUAUGCGAUUUGAUUGUGUUGAAUAAUUUCAUUACUGAAUACAGUUGUUUAUUACAGUGGCUGAGAAGUGCAAAACAAUAUAAUAAAUUGUGAGACACAUUUCAGACAACAAAUUAACAAAGGUUGAAACAAAUUUACAUUUCAGAAAACAAAUUUACAAAAGUUGAAAACAUUUACAUUUCAGGGGGAAAAAAACAAAAAAUAAAUAAAUAAAUCGACAAAACAUGAAAAAGUGUUUCAGCUUCUCCGAAAUGUUAAUUUGUUUCGACUUUUGUUAAUUUGUUUUUUGAAAUGCUGAAGUGUUUCACAAUUUGUUUAAAUUGUUUUGCACUUCCCAGCCACCGUAGUUCAUGUAACAUGGAUUCAUGAUUGUGUACAUGCUACAUGCAUUGUGUUGAAACUUUGAUGAUUAUUCUUUUUCUGUGUUAUUACAGACCACAGUAAAUUAAUUCCAAAUAGCAUGCCAGUCUUUUUGGAAUGGAGCACACCCCAUCAGUACCUUGCCACUGUAAAAAAAUGGAACUCCUGGAGACAUCAUACAGUCCCUUUAAAAAAUAAAUACAAAUAACAAUACUCUGUUUUAAGUGCUUUACUACCAUCUUAUGCCAUCAAUAGGCAAUUACAAACCCCUUGUCAAUUACUCGCAGAUUUUUACUUUUCGCAGCAGGGCGCGGUACCCCUCCCCCACUUAUCGUGGAGGUUCGCUGCAUAUUAGUGGUCUCUUUUUAUUGAUGACUGGAAUAAUUCAAAAUUCUGAAUUAUUUUGACCUUGAUAAUUAUUUUCAUACCGUAUUCUCUGAAAUAGAAUUUCAUAUAUUCAUAUUUUGAAGAAUAUCAGCAGUGCUGCUAGUAUUUAUUUUACAAUAUAGUAACUAAUUUACUUUACAUGACGAGUGUUCCUUCUAGAAAGUUUAUGCAAGAAAAAUGUGUGUGCAUGACAAACAGUUCUAACUGGUAAUGAAUAUUGCAGAUAAAAUGCAAAGAAUACAGUAGUGGCAAAGCAUGAACAGCAUUAUAACUAUUCCGUGGAGGUGUUAUGUCUGUGAUUUGGGAAUGUCAAUAAAUUAUGUCAAUUA
Messenger RNA from Phyllopteryx taeniolatus (common seadragon), 7174 nucleotides. It is a transcript of the gene gprc6a, whose product is annotated as G protein-coupled receptor, class C, group 6, member A. Lineage: Eukaryota; Metazoa; Chordata; Actinopteri; Syngnathiformes; Syngnathidae. The transcript is spliced from 6 exons. Gene Ontology annotation, cellular component: membrane. The record is from RefSeq and is a predicted model, not a curated record. Gene Ontology annotation, biological process: G protein-coupled receptor signaling pathway. Gene Ontology annotation, molecular function: G protein-coupled receptor activity. Bases 49 to 2841 code for a protein of 930 amino acids.